GGGUUUUUGUAAAAAAAAAUAGUUGGCAACCCUGAUCAGGGGCUGAGUAGUAUGUUGACGCUCAUGCCUGUCUGUAAGACUGAUACUCGUGUACAAGAGGCAUUUUGAAUUUCAAAAGGCAGUUAGAAAUAUCAUUCCGGUUGCCUUAAUUUUAUCUUUAAUAUACCAAACUAGAGGGUAGUCGGUGGUGUGUUAUGAAAGUACGCGGCUGUGAAGCGGUGAAGUCUGGUUUUACUUUAUGCUGUUGUGGUGGGCUGGUGGAUCACUUCUAAAGUUAUACAGUGGCAGCGCAUGGAAACUGCGGAUUUAAAGGGACAGUCACCGCUCUGAUUCCUCCACCAUGGCCUGCGAAGCCAGUGAAUUGAACCGAGAUCAGUAUUGUGAACUCUGCGGGAAGAUGGAUAACCUUCUCAAGUGCGGCCGUUGCAGAAACUCUUUCUAUUGCAGCAAGGAGCACCAGAAACAAGACUGGAAGAAGCAUAAGGUGGUUUGCAAGGAGGCCGAAAAGGGGCAGAACCUGUCACAGCCCGCACUACAGCCUGCACACCCCAAACAACAUCAGCUGUGCCGAGCCGAGAAAGGGGGGGAGCCGCAGAAGCCCGUUGAACCCGAGCCCAAAAGCGCUCCCCAAAGCGCUGACGACCCCGGGCCUUUCAAUUUGCCGGCAGACGGAGAAAGAAUUAGAGAUUCUGCCCCAUCAGAUGAGUCUGGUAGUAUAUCUAACAUCAAACAACCCAGAGAUGGGAUUAAUAACAACAUUAAGACAAACGGACAGACGAAAUCCCAUCCCCAGAUACUUGCCAUGGAAUAUAUAGUUCCGUGUAUGAACAAACACGGUAUCUGUGUAGUUGAUAAUUUUUUAGGAGAAGAUAGGGGACUUUGUAUUUUGGAGGAAGUUAAAUCCCUAUAUGACACUGGCAGAUUCACUGAAGGACAACUUGUCAGUCAAAAAAGUGACUCUUCCAAAGACAUAAGAGGUGACAAAAUAACGUGGAUUGAAGGAAAGGAGCCAGGGUGUGAGAAGAUUGGGUUUUUAAUGAGCCGCGUGGAUGAUCUUGUGAGACAUUGUAAUGGCAAAAUGGGAAACUACAAAAUAAAUGGCAGGACAAAAGCGAUGGUGGCAUGCUACCCAGGCAAUGGAACGGGAUAUGUGCGCCACGUUGAUAACCCAAAUGGAGAUGGGAGAUGUGUCACGUGUAUAUAUUAUCUUAAUCAAAACUGGGAUGCCAAGGAUCAUGGAGGUCUGCUUCGAAUUUUCCCAGAGGGUAAAGCACAGUUUGCCGAUAUUGAACCUAGAUUUGAUAGACUACUCUUUUUCUGGUCUGAUCGCAGAAAUCCUCAUGAAGUACAGCCAGCUUUUUCCACAAGGUUUGCCAUAACAGUCUGGUAUUUUGAUGCAGAUGAAAGAGCACGAGCUAAAGAAAAAUACUUAACAGGUGCAGGAGAAAAGGGAGUAAAGGUUGAACUAAAUAAACCUUCGGAUCUAAGUUUGAAAGACGUUUGACAUAUAAAACCCAAACCCCUCUAUGCCCUGCUAGUCUGCAGAGAAAACGGAUGCAUAGUAAAUGUGGAAGCAAACUGUCACCUGCUUCCUACACAUAAAUAACUCUAAUGCACUUUUUUCAAUUAAAAAUGAAUAAAUCAA
This is a messenger RNA of Acipenser ruthenus (sterlet), 1645 nucleotides long. Its product is annotated as egl nine homolog 1-like. Gene Ontology annotation, cellular component: nucleus; cytoplasm. Gene Ontology annotation, biological process: cellular response to hypoxia; peptidyl-proline hydroxylation to 4-hydroxy-L-proline. The record is from RefSeq and is a predicted model, not a curated record. Bases 341 to 1504 code for a protein of 387 amino acids. The transcript has 5 exons. Gene Ontology annotation, molecular function: ferrous iron binding; L-ascorbic acid binding; peptidyl-proline 4-dioxygenase activity. Lineage: Eukaryota; Metazoa; Chordata; Actinopteri; Acipenseriformes; Acipenseridae.